Auanema sp. JU1783 is the source of this 789-nucleotide messenger RNA. The record is from the annotation of a GenBank genome assembly. NCBI's taxonomy places the organism in Eukaryota, Metazoa, Nematoda, Chromadorea, Rhabditida, Rhabditidae.
AUGAACCGGCAGCUUCUUAUACCUUCCCAAGUUAAAAGGAUUCUCAGAGAAAUACUCAAUAAGUUGUAUUGUUUGAAUGAUGCAUCGGAAGGGUCUCCUGAGUUUUUCGAAUACCUCUCAUCAUUAGCAGCGCUACUAGGUGAUGAAGUGGUCAUAGACGCACUCGCCAUAGCGGAAUCCUGUGGAGUAACUUAUCAUUUCGAUGAGAAAAUGCAAUUAGAACUCCCAACGAAAAACGAAGCUUCUGAAGGCAAUCCCAAAGAAAUGCAGGACACUGUGGAUCCUUUUGCUCUGGAUGAUCUACUGGCCGAAAAUAUAGUUAAUGAAAAGGAACAUUCCGGCGUUUCUGAUAAGGAUGAUCCACCGAACGAUGGUGAUGUAAAGGUUAGGAAUGAUAGUAAUGACAGCUUUGAUAUCUUCUCUGAACACAAUUCACAGGAGAAUAAAAUUCCUUGCCCUGAAGAAAAGGUGAAGGAUAUCAAACCAGAUUUAGACGACUACGACUUGCUUGAAUCAUCAGAACCAAAAGAGGAUGGCUUAGCCUUCUAUGAGGUUAUAUUUUCUCUCACUGCUCAGAAAACUUGCUUUAUCAUGCCAGAUAUCAAUUUCUGUUGUUGUAAACGGUUUCAAGAUGAUGUCAUUGAGAAGGAGAAAGAAUACACAUGUUGUCACGUUAUUGCCACAUGGUUAGCUAAGGCUCUUGGAACGAUUCAAAAUAUCCCGGAGAAGCCCGAAUCUUUACGAUUAAUUUCCCAAACUUUCACAGAAAUGGUACACGAGUUCCACUGA